This is a messenger RNA of Bombina bombina (fire-bellied toad), 5909 nucleotides long. It is a transcript of the gene MAZ, whose product is annotated as MYC associated zinc finger protein. The coding region runs from base 851 to 1972 and encodes 373 amino acids. The record is from RefSeq and is a predicted model, not a curated record. The transcript has 5 exons. NCBI's taxonomy places the organism in Eukaryota, Metazoa, Chordata, Amphibia, Anura, Bombinatoridae. Gene Ontology annotation, molecular function: RNA polymerase II cis-regulatory region sequence-specific DNA binding; DNA-binding transcription factor activity, RNA polymerase II-specific. Gene Ontology annotation, cellular component: nucleus. Gene Ontology annotation, biological process: regulation of transcription by RNA polymerase II.
ACCAUUGUGCGCUCUUGUAGGGGGGGAAUCGUUGUGGUGAGAAUGCAGAUGCAGCCAUAUUACAGCACUGUGCUCUGCAGUCUGUGUAUUGUGUUGGGGAGGGCAUUCAGAGGGGGGCAAUUCUGUCCUGUGCCCAUUAAUCCUGCCCCAUGGGGUAUAUCGUCCUCUACAUAUGUAGCUUGGCCCCUGCCCCAUGCCCAGAGAAACUAUCCUCUCCAUGCAAGGUCUCCAUUUUGCACUGCAGCUUUCCUUUGUAAGCUCAGCUCCCCCUAUAUUUUCAUUUAGUCCAACCCUUUCUCUGCAGAUAUUGCAAUGCAUUGAGAACUGUUACUGCAGUAGGUUCUGGGGAUCAGCCCUCCCCAUUGUGUACCCAUCACCCCCUAAUUAUGGUGCAUGGUUCAGACCUGGGUAUUUACAUUUUAAAUCCCUGGGCAAGGUGAAAGGUCAACGCAUCUGCCAUUUUUUGGGAUUGUAUAUAAUGCAAAAAUAAUCAGGGAAGAGGGGACAACAAUUAUAAAUAUAUUUUUAUAAAAAAAACUAAAAAAAAACCCUAAAAGAAACUGCAACUCUGCAUUCAUCUCUAUACAGAGAGGAGGGGGAGUGCAGAUGAUGUCAUUGCAGACCUGAUCAUUGUAUUCAAUGCUGUGCUUAUUUAUUUAUUUUUUUCUGUGAAAUCCAUGGGAAAAUAUAGCCUUUAGGGGGCACUGAACUACAAGAGAGAGGGAGAGAAAUCCAAAAGCAGAGAAGACAGGGAGGGAGGGGGAGGACUGAGCAGGGAGAGGGGGGGAAGAAGAAGAGAAAUAUAUAUAUUUAUAAAAAAAACAAAGAUUUUUUAUUUUAUUUAUCAACUAUGGAUGCAAGCUGGAGCAGCUUUAUAUUCCAGACCCCACCUCCUCCCGCUACAGAACCUCUGCAGGUUGAGCUGCUCCCUGUGUUGGCCACUGUCAGUGCCCCACAAGAUGUCUCCCUUCCUCCUCAGUCAAUGCUCGCUACCAUGGCCCCUCAGCACCAAUCCACUGUUGACACAGCAGCUCUCAAGCAAGUGGUGCCUGGGCUGUCCAUCCCCCAACAGAUUAUACCAACAUCCUCCUUAACAAACCAGCCUUCUCAGAUCACCACGGCACUGCCCUUGCAACCAAUCCUGGAACUGCCCAAAAAGUCUAAGAGCCGGGGACCCUAUAUCUGUGCCCUGUGCUCCAAGGAGUUUAAGAAUGGGUACAACCUGAGAAGGCAUGAAGCUAUCCACACUGGCACCAAACCGGCUCGAGCACAGCCAGCUGUCAAGAUUCCAACCAUGGUGCCCCUCAGUCUUUUGAGUGUGGCAGGUACACUAGGAGGUGGCACAGAGACCCUGGAGAUUCCAACAUCUCCAUCUACCCUUUCACUUCCGGGGCCUUCUCCAUCCCCUAAGAAAGUGCGCAAAAAUCACGCAUGUGAGAUGUGUGGCAAAGCCUUCCGAGAUGUGUACCAUCUAAACCGGCACAAGCUCUCACACUCGGAUGAGAAGCCGUACUCCUGCCACGUGUGUCAGCAACGUUUUAAGCGCAAAGACCGUAUGACCUACCAUGUGAGAUCACAUGAUGGCACUGUGCACAAACCCUAUAUCUGUAGCCACUGCGGCAAAGGCUUCUCCCGUCCAGAUCAUCUAAACAGCCACGUUAGACAAGUUCACUCCACUGAGCGUCCCUUCAAAUGCCAGACUUGUGAAGCUGCCUUUGCUACUAAGGACCGUCUGAGAGCCCACAUGGUCCGUCACGAGGAGAAAGUCCCUUGUCACGUGUGUGGAAAGCUGCUUAGUGCUGCAUACAUCACUGAUCACAUGAAGGUCCACAACCAAGGCCCCAACCAUGUGUGUGAGCUGUGUAAUAAAGGGACCUGUCAAGUCUGCCCAUUAGCAGAUGCCGCAACCUCUGUAACCACGGUCCUGCCGAAUUCUACUGUCCAAGGGAUGGUUCCAUCACAGCCAUGGUGACUGUCUUUCCUGGAGGGGGACAGCCAUUAUAAUCUUUGUUGAUGUGUUUGUGUACAUUGCAAGGAAAUCCUAUUCUCCAGGAUAACCCAACAUGUAUUUUGGGGAUUGAGAUACAGGGUGCAUACAGAACUGCUCCUACCAUUACCUGAUCUAUAGUAUUAAAUAUACAAGGCAGUAUGAGUUCACAUGACACUCCAGAAAUAACCCUGUAAGGACUCAUUUCACUUUCUGGGUGAUCUUAUUUUGAAAGGCUUAUUAGUGCGACUGCCAAAAUUUGACGUGGUGUGAACUGGCAGAUGUCGCAGUUAAGACUUAACGAACAUCCUUAAGCCAACCUGUAAAGGGUUUGUAGUGGUUAAAGAAUACAAAUCCUCUAUCUUCCUUUAUUGCUUAUUACACCCUGAAUGGUGAGCAGGGCCGCUGGCAGGGGAAUGGUUAAUGGGGAGGCUGUCUGGUCAGGUGCAAUUAGUGGUUUCUUUUUGUGACACUAGAUGUGUGAAGGAUGUUUUUACUACAUUUUUAUUUGUUUUAAUUUUUUAGGAGCCUUUAAUUAAAACCUGUAAAGAGAUGGAGCAACUGUGAGAAUUGGUGAGCCAGGAAGAAUAUGACAGUAUUAGGAUGGGAUGAGAGUUGACACCAAAAGAAUGGUAGAGCGUUGGGGGGCUUUGUGCUGUAUGGGGGUGUCAGGACAGGCUUUAGAGGCAGAGAUUUGUAUCAGGCAUACCUUUUGCAAACGUUAAUAUUUAUUGUAGUGGGCUUUUAAUCUUUUUAACAUUUUGAAGGGAAUUUUAAGGAAAACAAAUCCAUACUUUAUUUGCUAUACAGACUAUGUGUUCCCACUUAGCGCUAUUCUGCACAGGUGUUGGAAUUCACAGCUUGCGUAAUUAAAAAAAAAAAACCCCACCAUGCUGGUGAAAAUAGCACAAGAAGUAGAUAAUGCAUUAUAGGGACACCUUGUUAGAAUGGGGUUGAGUAUACAUAGUGUAUGUUUGUUUCCUACCAAGUAUUCUUUAAAGGGACAGAAAACAUCUUGAUUGUUUUAUAUAAAAUGUUCAGCUAUGCAUAAUGGGGGGAAAAAAUGUCUAUACUUUCGUUAUUUAUUUACAUUAUUUAUUUAUUUUGCUUCCAUUUCAUGUAAUUUAGCUUUGAAAAUUGAGCAAUUUCAAAUUCUCACAUCUUGAAUUGACUUCUCAAGGCUAUAACCCUGCUACAUAUUUGUCCGUUAUUGUCUUUAACUGAUAACAAUGGCAAACAAAUGCAUUUUAUACUAACUUUAUGACAGUGACUAUCAAUUUUAAAGAACUUUCCUAUUUACUUCUAUAAUUAAAUUUGCUUUGUUGAAUAGCAUACCUAGGUGGAGCAGCAAUGCACUACUGGGAGUGAGCUGUUGAUUGGUGGCCGCAUAUCUAUGCCACCCAAUCUAUUAAGCAGCAGUUCUUUAAAAUUGUAUGUUCUAGCUGAAACAUGGAAAAAACAUUUUGGGUUUCAUGUCCCUUUAAGACUUGGUUGAUAUGUUCUUCUAUAGCAGCACAAUGGAAAUGUUUUGUAGCUACAAGGUGUUACCGUCCCUUUUAGUAUAGUGAAAAUGCUGUAUUUUGGAGGAUUUCAGGUUGAAAUAGGUUUAUUUGUUACACACACACAACAUACCAAAUGUCACACAUUCUUAACUGCACAGCAAAUGUAACAGUAAAUACAAUAUCACACGUACAAAUAAACACGUGCAUCAGUGUAUACAAAAUAUGAGACACACAUGUAUGUGUUUUCAUGUGAUAUGUUGUAUGUACUGCGUGCGUAACAGCACAUACACCAUAUCAUAUACAAGCAUACACACAUGCAACACUACAUGUAACAUAUCACACUUAGAUAUAUACACACACACAGUACAUACAAUAUAUCACAUGAAAACACAUACAUGUAACAGCACAUACACCAUAUCAUAUACAAGCAUACACACAUGCAACACUACAUGUAACAUAUCACACUUAGAUAUAUACACACACACAGUACAUACAAUAUAUCACAUGAAAACACAUACAUGUAACAGCACAUACACCAUAUCAUAUACAAGCAUACGCACGUGCAACACUACAUGUAACAUAUCACACUUAGAUGUAUACACACAUACAAUAGUACAUACAACAUGUUUCACAUUUACAUGCAACAAACACAACAGCACAUACUACAUAUUACACACAUUAACAGUGUUUGACAUGGAAGCACAUUAUAACCAACAAUUGCACAAGACCAUCUUUAUUCUGUCCAGUUGUUUUCAGCACCCGAUAAAACUUUAGUUCCACCUUUAAAAGAACAUUCUAGCUACAAGUAUCUCUUUUUAUUUUGUCAGGCCCCCCCCCUCCAAAGGGUCUAACAAACGGUUACAUUUGUGCAUACAAUGUGUUCCCUGUGCUGUCUAUGAGCAGUACAUGGUCAGUAAUAUGGGAUAUGGGUGCAUGUCCUGGUCAUCUGGGUGCGUCACUGUACAUGUAUAAAGCGUAGAGUUAAACACAGUGACAAAAUGGCGUUCAUUUAUAAUUAGGAAUAUUCUAACUGUAAAUAGAGCUGGUCAGUUUCACACUAAAAGUUCCCUUUAGCUGUUUUUUGGCUACCAGGGAUAAGGAAAUCAUGUUUGUCCUUCAGAUGACACUGGGUACGCCUGAGGGCACUGGUACACAAACGUGUUUAUAAUAGGGAAAUGGUGCAGAAACGUAACUAUAUAUUUAAAAUUAAGCAAUCCUUUUGGCAUCUUAUAACAGUAUUAUUAUAAUAUAUAUAUACACACAUGCUGAAUACGAAGGGACAGUCUACUCCCCAAUUUUUAUUGUUUAAAAAGAUAGAUAAUCCCUUUAUUACCCAUUCCCCAGUUUUGCAUAACCAACAGUUAUAUUAGUUUUAGUAUCACAUUUACAGAGCCACAUAAAAAUGCGGCUUGUAUAUUUCACCCUUUGCCCGCAAUUUUUACUCCCAUAAGCUAACAUAGAACCACGUCGCAAAUUGAUAUCACAUAUUCAGCGCAAGGACUUAUGCAGCGAAAAUAGAGAAAUUUUACUCCAUUUCAUCUCGCCACACAUAGGCAGGCGCAGCAAAGAGCGGUCUAUCUGUCAACCGUCAUCCCCCCCGCCGCAAUAACUAAUUAACUUACUAUAUUAACCCCCAAUCUGCCAACCCCCAUAUUGCAAAACAUCUAAUUAACCUCUGAACCGCCAUCACACCACAGCGCAAUAUACUUUGAUAAACUAUUAACCCCUAAUCCGCAAUUCACCCAUAUCGCAAACUACCUAUUUAAACUAUAAACCCCUAAACCGCUACCCCGCAGCAAUGCAAUAAACCUAAUUAACCUAUUAACCCCUAAACCGCCAAACCCACACAAAUAACUAAUUAAUUUACCUAGCCCAACACCCCCUAAAUUAACCCCAAUUACCUAAAUUAAAAAAUACCAAGUUACAAACAAUUAAAAUAAAAAAGCUAACAUUACUUAAAAAUAAACCUAAGAUUAACUUAAUCUAAAAUUAAAAAAAUUCUAACAUUACAUAAAAUAAUAAACCAAAUGAUCAAAAAUAGAAAAAAUAAACCUAAUCCAUAUGAAAAUAAAAACACCCCCUAAUCUAAUGCUAGACUACCAAUAGCCCUUAAAAGGACCUUUUUGUACCUUUAAUUAAAUAUUAACUCCCCCCCUCUAACAGUAAAACCCCCCCCGCCCACCAAACCCCCAAAAUAAUAAUAAAAUAACACUAAAAAAUAUUUUACCCAUUGCCCCUAAAGGAGCAUUUGUAUGGGCAUUGCCCUUAAAAGGGCAUUCAGCUCUUUUACUGCUCUUAAAAGGGCAUUCAGCUCUUUUACUGCUCUUAAAAGGGCAUUUAGCUCUUUUACUGCCCUUAAAAGGGCAUUCAGCUCUUUUUCAAAGGCCCAUUAAAACCCUAAUCUUAAAAAAAAAAAAAAA